GUGACCGCCGGUUCCGGAAGAGGAUGGCGGCGGGUGGGCGCCUGGCGCGCUGCGCGGGGCCGCGGCUGCCGCUCCUCCGGCUGGGGCUGCUGCUCGCCUGGGGGGCUACCCUGGCGCCGGAGCCGGCCAGCGGGGCCGCAUCGGAGCCCGGCCGCUGGAACCUGGUCGCCGCGGGGAACCAAACGAAGAACUUGUUUGUCUUAUCCAAAACAAUGUUCAAGGACACCCAGAUUAUCCUCAAAUUUGUGGAAAAGAACUGUGUUACCCCUGAUUUGCCCCUGAACGUCACCUGGUACCUCCGCAGCUCCCAUUGCCACGACGAGGUCUACAUAGAUGAAACCAAGGCGGACAACUACCUGAGCCAUUACGAAACGGAGGCCAGCGUCGCCGGAGGCGGCCAGUACAUUUGGUACACGACCCUGGUUCCGUGCGGCCAGCUCAAUGAGCUGCGCUUCCCAGAGCUGCCGAAGCCCCAAAAGCUGAAGCCUUUCAUGGAGCAAGGCGUGGUUAGUUCGCCCCCGUCGGGAGUGAAGAAGAGGGAGGCUCCCAAGCAGCCAGAGACCAAAGAAGAGGCGGCGGGGAAGGAGGCCGGAGCCACACAAGUGAGCAAGGAUGUCGCGAAGCCGGCUGCCUCGGCCAACGAGAAGGAAGACAAAGGUGCCGCAAAGAGCGCCGUGGCGAAGAAGCAGAAGUUAGAGGUUUCGACGGUCGCCGUGACCUGGGAUGACGGGCCUUACGUCUUCCUCCUCACGAUCUUCAGCAUCAAGAUCCCGAGUCCCAACUGGGAGAUCAAAAUUGACGUGCAGAUGAAGCACCCCGACCAUCAGUACAUCUCUGCCUCCGAGUGGCCUCUGAUGGUGUUCUACAUGGUGAUGUGCAUUGUCUAUGUGCUUUAUGGGAUCCUCUGGCUGGUCCUGCUGGCCUGCUACUGGCGAGACAUCCUUCGCAUCCAGUUCUGGAUUGGCGGCGUCAUCCUCUUGGGAAUGCUGGAGAAGGCCGUCUUCUACGCCGAGUUCCAGAGCAUCCAGAGCCAAGGGAAGUCAGUUCAAGGGGCGGUGAUAUUUGCCGAGGUCCUCUGUGCCGUGAAGCGGAUGCUGGCCCGGGUGCUGGUCAUCAUCGCGAGCCUGGGAUAUGGCAUCGUCAAGCCACGGCUGGGGGCUCUUUUGAAUCGGGUCGUGGGCGUGGGACUGAUGUACUUGAUCUUCUCCAUCAUCGAGGGGGUCCUGCGGGUCAAAUCGGAGCAAACUAAAGCCGCCGCGCUCAUCUGUGAAAUUUUCCUGGCGUUUGUGGAUUCAUGUAUCGUCUGGUGGAUCCUCAUUAGCCUGGUGCAAACUAUGAAGCUGCUGAAACUGCGUCGGAACCUGGUCAAGCUGUCUCUCUACCGCCAUUUCACCAAUACCCUUAUCUUCGCUGUCAUCGCGUCUGUUAUCUUCAUUAUCUGGACCACUAAGACUUUCAGGCUCGCCACAUGCCAGGCAGACUGGCGGGAGCUCUGGAUCGACGAUGCUUUCUGGAGGUUCCUCUUCUCUAUUAUCCUCCUGGUGAUCAUGUUCCUCUGGAGACCCUCGGCCAAUAACCAAAGGUACGCCUUCAUGCCCUUGGUGGACGAAGGCAGCGAGCCGGAGGACGAAGACGAGGAGCCCAUGGUCAACGAGGCCUUUGAAGGGAUGAAGAUGAGAAGUUCGAAGCCUGAAGCCAAUGGGAUCCUCAAGGGCAGCAGAGUGGAUGAAGACUUGAAGUGGGUUGAAGAAAACAUCCCCUCUUCCAUGGCUGAUGUCGUGCUCCCUCCUUUGUUAGAUUCUGAUGAGGAAAUAGUGACCACAAAAUUUGAAAUGUCCAAAAUGGAAUGAAGUCUGGAUCCGGCCGAGCUGCUCAGCCGCACUCUUUUCCUGGUGGAUUUCGAACAGACGAAGAGUUGCCGGUGGUCAUCCUUUCCCCCUUUUUUCCUUUUUACACAUGCAUAUAUAUAAUAUAUAUACAUAUAUAUAUAUUUGUAUAUGGUCAAAAUAUUAUUUUAUUACUUUUUGGUGUUUCUCUAACUAUUGAGCUCCGAGGCUUUUGGGGGUUGUUGUUUUUUGUUUUGGCCUUAUGCCUGACCCCACCAGUUUGGGGGCAGGCGUGCAGCCAAGAUCGCCAGCGCCCCCCACUGGAGAGGAGGGAGAUUGCGGGACAGUUGGACCGGUGUGGCUCUCUUGUCAACUUCUUUCCCGAACCCUGUUUUGGAGCAGGCCUUUUCUGACGACGGAACGCGAGGAGGACCCUUUGUAGCGCCGUUUUGUGUCCUUUGCCAUUGGCCCUCGGGGUACUUGUACUGUUGGGUCUCUCGACGCUGAUUGGGACCUGAGUCACUUGGGGACUGGGUGCAAAAUUCUGGGAUAGGGAAGAUGGCAUCGGGAAGGUGCGCGAACCCAAAGAUUUGUGCAGUUUCGGUGCACGGAAGGAGCUGCUUCUCUGACCGCAUGGAAGCGCUCUAUCGAAGGGGAGGCAUCCCCAACCUGCGGCCCUCCAGAUGUUUGGGACUACAACUCCCAUGAUCCCUAGCUAACAGGACCAGUGGUCAGGGAUGAUGGGAGUUGUAGUCCCAAACAUCUGGAGGGCCAAAGGUUGGGGAUGCCUGCCUUAGGGGGACAGCGGCUGUUUUUUUUUGUGGAGGAGACGCAGGCAAGGGGCAUCCCCGACUCCGCAACGAGGCCGUCGGUUAGAAAGUGAGGUAGAAAAAAGGGGGAGCAGGUUGGAAAGGCACGACUUUUAUUGCCAAGGAGAGCGUUGGGGCAGAUCUAUGGGGCGGGGAGGUUCGUUGAUCUCUGGAAUCAACUUUCCUGCAGCAGCUAGCCAAUGUUGAGCCACAAUGUUGUUGCAAAAAAAAAGCCCCUGAUUGGUUUAUUUUGGGGGGUGGGGCGUAAGGGAAACUGAUGGUGAAGGGGAAGCCAUAUGGGGAACAGAGAGAGCCUAGCUUGCUUGAGACCACAGAAGCGUGGUUCUCGUCUCGACAACGGCAGUCUCAAAAGCACUUUUAAGUGUCCUUUGGGCAAUAGCAGACAGCAACCCCCCUUUCCUUCCAUGUUGGAUCGGAAGAAUGAUCCCAGCCACCCCCAUCCUGUCCCCCCCCCUUAUUCCUAGGCUAGCCUUCUCCCUCCCCUCAACCUGCUGCCCUCCAGAUCUUCAGGACUACAACUCCCAUCCGUUGCAGCCAGCACAGCUGUAUAUUGCAAAGGCUGGUGGGAGUUGUAGUCCAAAACAUUUUGCAGCCUCCUGGCUGGGGAAGGCUGCCCUGAGAGAUCCUUCCUGGACCACUUGAGAGAGAUAUAUGUUGCUCCCUGCCUUGAUUCCGCAUUUAAAAGACGCUUUUUCUAAAAUAAAACACAGAAUUCCACCCGGAGCGGUGUACAGACUUCUCCCCUUGGGAAGAUUGCUCUUUUUCACGUUCCCAAAACUUCAGCCGGACUUUCUGAUGUGAUGCUUUCGAGAUUACCUGGAUACGUGGGAACGUCAGAUUUCUUCUCAAAUAAACCCUUUUAUUUAUUUUUGAAAUUGUACAUACAUCUUUGGGGAGGGAAAGCUGUGUGUGUUUUUAUGCAGCCCUAUUAAAAAAAAGGAACAAAAAGUG
Molecule: messenger RNA, 3607 nt
Organism: Zootoca vivipara (common lizard)
Lineage: Eukaryota; Metazoa; Chordata; Lepidosauria; Squamata; Lacertidae
Source: RefSeq, a predicted model, not a curated record